AUGUCGAGCCCGCGUUUCAGAGGGUCUGGUACAGAAGAAGAAUACACGGAGCGGAACCAGCUGCUCCAAGACAUCCUAAGCCUCAUUGAAGGCACUUCGUACAAAGUGCGCACAGCGAGGAAGUCGAGGAAGGCCUGCCAUGCUGAGCCAGGCGUGGAAGCGCGAAAAUCGGCAGCGGCUGCCAGAGAUGUGCACGCAGCUAGAUACGCGGAGCGCAGCACAGCCUUCAUCGACGAGUGUGACACCGUUGAGGAAGAAAUUGAUGUUGCUAGCCCCACUGCCUACGCUACGCCGGAGCAGCUGCUGACUCGCAUGGUCACCCCUGAUGACGCCGAAAGAGAAUGGGACGACGUCAUAAGUGAAUGUGCAUUAGGCAUAUCUCGGCCGGCAUCCACAGAGCCCCAGUCGGCUGCGGCUACGCAUGCCCGCUCAGCAGAUAUAGCUGCGACUCCUGCAACAGCGGGUCGUUGGAGUGCCGAACCGCCAAGGGGCGCGGAUACCGAGACUGCAGCGGCUGCCUCCGCAACAGCAGGGUGUAUACUAUAG
Rhipicephalus sanguineus (brown dog tick) is the source of this 546-nucleotide messenger RNA. RefSeq lists its product as uncharacterized. The transcript has 3 exons. Bases 1 to 546 code for a protein of 181 amino acids. Lineage: Eukaryota; Metazoa; Arthropoda; Arachnida; Ixodida; Ixodidae. The record is from RefSeq and is a predicted model, not a curated record.